This is a messenger RNA of Funneliformis geosporum, 402 nucleotides long. The record is from the annotation of a GenBank genome assembly. NCBI's taxonomy places the organism in Eukaryota, Fungi, Glomeromycota, Glomeromycetes, Glomerales, Glomeraceae.
AUAUAUUUAUGGCAAUCAUUAUCUUGGGACAUGAAUUGAUCACGGAUUUGGAUUUACCUUUUGAAUUUGAAAUCAAAGAUGAAUUUAUUGGAUCGUUUAAUAGUCAAUUAGGAAAAGUUCAAUAUACUCUUAGAGCUAAUAUAAAUCGUAAACCUAAAAGAAAGAAAAAUUCUGUUGAAGUUUUGGUACCUUUAUGUAGGUGGUCAAUUCCAAAACAAGAGGAAAUGACCCUUGCCAUCUUGCCUCAAACAUUUUUUGAUGUAAAUAGCGAAACUUUAGUGAAAAUAAGGUUGACUUCUCAUAACCCCGGCCUACGUAUUCGCAAGAUUAGCGCCUGCGUAAGGACUUGUUUACAUUAUUCCGUGGAUGAUCGAGGUGUAAUUCCUGUGCAACGUGAAAAGC